This is a messenger RNA of Panicum virgatum (switchgrass), 1351 nucleotides long. RefSeq names its product deSI-like protein At4g17486. Lineage: Eukaryota; Viridiplantae; Streptophyta; Magnoliopsida; Poales; Poaceae. The record is from RefSeq and is a predicted model, not a curated record. Gene Ontology annotation, biological process: protein deubiquitination. Gene Ontology annotation, molecular function: deubiquitinase activity. The transcript has 4 exons. The coding region runs from base 298 to 1077 and encodes 259 amino acids.
GGCAGCUGCUUGCUUCUUGGUUAUAUGGAUUGGGUCCGGCGGGGGAAUUUGGCUUUGUCUCUCGUGUCAACGUCGGCUGUGCUCCGUCUCCCCAUCCGGAACGAGUACGGCCCUGGAAUUAUUUCCGGGGGUUUAGUUCGGUAGCAGUACCAGAUGUUGCUUUCUUAGCAAUAGUGCGGCUUACCUGCUUGUACUGAAACAGUUGUUCAAGUUUAGGUGGUGCCAUGAUGGGUACAUGCAUGUCUUAGGGUUCUCUGCAAGCUUUUGUUCGUGGUACUGGGGUGGUACGAUACAUGAAUGGCAGUUUGGUACCUACUGGCUUCUGGGAGGACUAUGAAGCUAAGGACAAAACGGCCUGAAUGGAAGUCCCUCAUGCCACUACAACUAAGCAGGAAAUCUGCCAUGUGUUUCUUUUUGUUCCCCAAGGUUCAGUCGGCUGGUCAAUCACCAGAUGAUACUCCAGUUUAUCUUAACGUGUACGAUCUGACACCCAUGAAUGGUUAUAUAUAUUGGGCAGGCCUUGGCAUAUUUCACUCGGGAAUUGAAGUACAUGGUGUUGAAUAUGCAUUUGGAGCUCAUGACUUUCCUACAAGUGGAGUAUUUGAGGUAGAACCUCGUCAAUGCCCUGGUUUCAGAUUCAGGAAAUCAAUAUUUCUUGGUACAACAUGCUUGGAUCCUAUCCAAGUUAGGCAAUUCAUGGAGCUACAGUCAGUAAACUACAAUGGAGAUACUUACCAUCUUAUCACGAAGAACUGCAACCAUUUUUGCAAGGAUAUGUGUUACAAGUUGACCGGUAACAAAAUCCCCAAAUGGGUGAACCGUCUUGCCAGAAUAGGUGCCAUUUGCAACUGCCUCCUGCCAGAGUCGCUCAAGAUCUCUCCAGUCGGCCAUGAUCCGAAUAGUCAAUCUGAAGAUUCAGAGAAAAGGCGGUUGAGGAACCCAUUUAGCUGUUUCUCUUCAAUCUCGAGCCACAGACAGCUGCCGUCAUCUUCUCCUUUCCCACCAUCCCCUGUGAAGGAGCAUCUCGCCCACUGCUCGUCGAGGAAAUCCAGCACCGCUUCCCUGAGAAAUAGGUAGCCUGGCCCCCGUGUAACUUCUGAUACCAAGUUGUGCUAAUUCGUGCAGUGUCAGCAUCCGGACCGCACGGUGCGCCCCGUGCUUGUAGCUCGCUGUCAGGUACUUCAUUUUGGUCCGUAAAAGUCUCUGAUGCCUGAUGUUGCUGUAUCAUGUAAAACCCAAGCGACGUGUGUUGAUUCGCCUCGGAAAGAUCUGUUGGGGGUGAAUGCCACUCGAUUCUACCCGCCUAUGUAUCGGUGAUUUGUAUAUUAAUCCAUUAUUCUUUCAGCCGUUG